Tachysurus fulvidraco (yellow catfish) is the source of this 3297-nucleotide messenger RNA. RefSeq names its product clarin 1 (gene clrn1). The transcript has 3 exons. Lineage: Eukaryota; Metazoa; Chordata; Actinopteri; Siluriformes; Bagridae. The record is from RefSeq and is a predicted model, not a curated record. Gene Ontology annotation, biological process: sensory perception of sound; equilibrioception. Bases 1443 to 2195 code for a protein of 250 amino acids.
AAUAAAUAAUGAAGUUACUGAUUAGCACAAAAAUAGUGCUUUAAGUUUGACCUUUAUAAUAAGGAUUUAAUUCUAACAGCACAACACAGACCUUUAGACCUUUAGCCAGCCAUUGUUAUUAAAAUAUAUUAGAAAUCAGCAGCUUUGUGGUCUGAUAUGGUCAUGAAAGUACACUUCCUGUUUUCAGUUACUUUUACUACAGUAAAUGUCAACGGAAACUGAAAAAUAUCUGCGUGAAAUUGAUGUGUGAUUUUAAGUGUUAAAUUUCUUAUUAAUUUUAUUCUAAAUUUAAAUGAACUGUAAAUACAGGACCCAGUAAGUCUAACCUUAUAUAUGUGUGAUGUGUGUCCCAAAAUGUAGGUGCCAGCAAUAACUGCCAGCUAUAAAAUAGUGCUAAUAAAUUAAAAAAAAGAAUAAUUUGUUUGAUUAUUUAUAUAAAAGCCUAAAAAACAUAUAUGAAAGACAUAAUAAUAAUAAUAAUAAUAAUAAUAAUAAUAAUAAUAAUAAUAAUAAUAAUAAUAAUAAUCUUAUUACUGGCAUAAGUUACAUUUCUUACCCUAAAAUUGUCUGCCUUGAAUUUAGGUGCACUUACAUUUAUGACAUACUGGUUGAAUAAGUACACAAUAACCCUAAAACUCUGUUGGGAAAAACACAGAAGCACAAACUUGUCAUACCAAUCUGAAUUUUUUAUGGAAUUGGGACUGUGCAUUACUCUCUGGAAUCCCUCUGAACCACUGUGUCACACAACAAAUUCACACAAAAUAUGUCACACAAAAUAUUCAGUGAGAAUGGCUUUCAUAGGCAAAAGCUGCAAGAUACCUCCAUCUUAUAACAAACAUGUUUGUCUCUUGCUGCACAGACUUCAAGAAAUUGAUCAUGCAUAAAAAUUGAUUACACAUUUUUAAAAACUCAGAUGAAAAAUGUCUUUGUCCUGCAGAGAAAACACAAAUAUAUAUUUGGUUAUGGCAAGAAAUGUGAACAGAAGCUCAGUACAAACUGAUAGACUGUUAAAAUUGCAGAAAAUCACCCCAUGGUCAUAUUAAUUUAUUCUCUUCAAUAUUUCUGUACAAAGGCUUGAACAGCUGCUAGACAAUAGGUCUAAGUCGGGUAUGUCUCAUUUGUCUUGGUUUAAAUGCAUAGCCUAUAAUUCUCUCUGUAAAACAAUAAACGUGAUAUUUAUGGUUCCCACAAAAGCCUAUGAUGUAGAAGUGAAAUGACUUCUACACCAAAACCCAAUUAGAAUUAAGGUCAGAGCAAACGAACGCAGAAACUCAACCCUGUAACCUGGAGACGAGGAGAAACCGACCAGAGUGUAACUCAACUCCGAGCUGACAUUUUACCGUCUCACUGUAUCUCUAAACAAUCAUCUAGAGAAAACAUGUAGCCUGUUAUUUAUUGAUUAUUUUUUUACUAUAGGUAAGUUGCAUGCUUUGCUUACGUUCAUGCGCAGGACUCCAGGAUGCCGUUCAUUUAAUGUGUGUGUGAUUCCGCGCAUGAUGCCAAGCAGGCAAAAGAAAGUGGUGUUCUCUAUAGCUGGUGUGCUUAGUUUCGCCUGUGUGCUGAUUGUAGCUGCGGCUAUGGGAGGUAGGAACUGGGUGAAGGGGACUGUGCUUUGCAAAACAGGCGCUCAGCUGGUUAAUGCCACUGGAUCUGAGCUGGACAAAUUCAUCGGGAGCUUAAACUACGGCCUCUUUCAUGGCCAGUGGCUGAAACAGUGCGGACUGGGGGGAAGACCUUUCUCCUUCUCGUUUUUUCCUGACCUGGUGGAUGUGAUCCCAGCUACUCUGCAUGUGAGCGUCAUCAUCUUCUGUGCAGUGCUCAUCCUCUUCUCAUCUGUGUGUUCUGCCUUCUUCAUGUACAAUGCCUUUGGAAAUCCAUAUGAGACACUGCAUGGACCUCUUGGCCUUUACUUGUGGAACCUGAUCAGCUGUCUCUGCAGCUGUCUCAUCUUAAUACUCUAUGUGUCUGAGGUCAAACUGCAUCACCUAUCUGAGAAGAUUGCUAACUACAAAGAGAGCACUUUUGCCUACAAGACAUACACUGAAGCAUUCGACCAUUCUUUCUGGCUCAUAUUCAUAGUUUUCCUAGUGCAUGGCCUUAACAUCCUUCUGAUCCGUCUAGCAGGUAUCCAGUUUCCCUUCCAGGAGGCCAAAGAGUCAGAUGCCAACACUGGUGCAGCAGAUCUCAUGUACUGACCAGCUCUGUUGUCCAAUAACCACCCCCUGGAUGUGACAUCCUACCACGGCUAUUAGUGCUCCUCAAUUAACGUCUCACAUCUUGCACCAUCCGUUGUUCUGAUUUGUUUACAGCUGAAUAGAUGCCACAUCUGAGCCUUUUAGUUGCUUCUUUUUACUUUCAGAAGAGGAACAAACUUGGAAAUGGUCCUGGCUGUGUGUGUGAGAGAUGAGCCUUAUCUCAUUGUAUGGAGGCAAGUAGAGGGACCCAGUCUUUCAGCUGGGCUCCUGAUUACGCAUUCGGUUAACUGCCAUCACAAUUAAGCCUCAGUAUUUUAAAUACCUGUUGAAAUGCAAAAAAUGGGCUGACUCAGCUUUGUUUUGUCAGCAUGGAAACUAUUUAUUUUUCCAUAGUACAUUCAUCUUUUAAAUGAUUAAGAUUACACUAAACAAUGGAUAAUUUAUUAGUUAUGUUUUUUAUUUGUAUACAAUGAGUGUAUAUACCCAUUCAUAGAUGUGCCAAUGAUCCUAUGAAUAGAAUUCAAUAUAAGAAAGGUUAUCUGUAACCUUGUUAAAGCAGUUUCAUAAUAAAAGAAAGGAAAGACAUUUUAUUUUAGAAAUUUUAUUCAUAUGUAUACUGGUUAUCACAAAGAAAGCAAAGGGAGUUGUUAGUGUUCAUGGUCAAAGUGAACUUUAAAAAUGGAAUUAAGCUAUUUCAAUGUCACAUUGGAAUUCCAAACUGUAUAGUGUACUAGCAAUGAUUCAAGCUAUGACAAAUAGCAAUGAAAAAAAAAAAACAGCGGAAACAGUGGCAGUGCUCUGGUUUUGAAAACCCCAAACAGUUCAUGUUAAUGACUCAAACAAAGAAAAGACUGAUUAAAAUCUAAAACAAAUAAAUUGUUGUUACUGUGAUAGUAAUAAACUCAGUUUCUGUUUUAGUGUUUUAUGUAAUGCAUGUUAUGUACAUUGACAACAUUUUUAUUUUCUGCUUGGUACCAAUUUAUGUAAAUGUUUCUUUCCAGUUUUAGCUUGUAUCUUCUUUGUAUUUAUUACAUUGAUUUUACUGUAAAGAAAAUGUCACUACCUCUCAUCUUAAUGAAUAAAAAAAGUCAAUAAAAUACAA